Aquila chrysaetos chrysaetos is the source of this 2464-nucleotide messenger RNA. RefSeq names its product F-box protein 42 (gene FBXO42). The transcript has 10 exons. Gene Ontology annotation, molecular function: protein binding. The record is from RefSeq and is a predicted model, not a curated record. The coding region runs from base 184 to 2319 and encodes 711 amino acids. Lineage: Eukaryota; Metazoa; Chordata; Aves; Accipitriformes; Accipitridae.
UGGGUAGAUGUGUUGCUCUGUUGUCCCAAGCCAUGAGAUAGGGACCAACCCUCCUUCCUCCAACCUCCCUGGCUCGAGUGAAACUGCAUCCUGAGGUUGGAGUACUGGGAGCCUUUGGCUUCCUGCCAUGCCGUGUCAAGAUGGAAAUUGGCACAUGUGCUUCAUGCUGUGAAGUGGAAUGCCAUGGCCAGUUCCUCGGACAGUGAAGAUGACGGUUUCAUGGCUGUGGAUCCAGAAGACGCUGUGGUCGAAGGGACAAUGGAGCAAGAUGAUGAGCCUCAUGCUGAGCUGGAGGUCGAGGAGACCAGGCAUAACAGAUCAAUGUUGGAGCUCCCAGAAGAGGUUUUGGAAUAUAUCCUCUCCUUCCUUUCGCCCUAUCAGGAGCACAAAACCGCUGCCCUUGUCUGCAAACAGUGGUAUCGACUAAUCAAAGGUGUGGCCCAUCAGUGUUAUCACGGCUUUAUCAAAGCAGUGCAAGAAGGAAAUAUUCAGUGGGAGAGUCGCACUUACCCCUACCCUGGCACCCCCAUCACGCAACGCUUCUCGCACAGUGCGUGUUACUAUGACGCUAACCAGUCGAUGUACGUGUUUGGUGGCUGCACACAGAGCAGUUGUAAUGCUGCCUUCAACGACCUCUGGAGACUUGACCUGAAUAGCAAGGAGUGGAUCCGGCCCCUGGCAUCAGGUUCAUAUCCCUCGCCCAAGGCUGGGGCCACGCUGGUGGUCUACAAGGACUUGCUUGUGCUUUUCGGUGGGUGGACGCGGCCAAGCCCUUACCCUCUGCACCAGCCAGAGAGGUUCUUCGAUGAAAUCCAUACAUACUCACCCUCCAAAAACUGGUGGAACUGCAUCGUGACCACCCAUGGCCCCCCUCCCAUGGCAGGACACUCCUCCUGUGUCAUCGAAGACAAAAUGAUCGUCUUUGGGGGUUCACUAGGAUCUCGACAAAUGAGCAAUGAUGUCUGGGUGCUGGAUCUCGAGCAGUGGGCUUGGUCUAAGCCCAACAUCUCUGGGCCCAGCCCUCACCCACGAGGUGGCCAGUCUCAGAUCGUAAUAGACAACGAAACCAUUUUAAUCCUCGGUGGCUGUGGUGGUCCCAAUGCACUGUUUAAAGAUGCCUGGCUACUGCACAUGCAUACAAACCCCUGGACGUGGCAGCCACUCAAGGUGGAGAAUGAAGACCACGGAGCCCCAGAGCUGUGGUGCCAUCCUGCCUGCAGGGUGGGACAGUGUGUCGUGGUCUUUAGCCAAGCUCCCAGUGGGAGAGCCCCGCUGAGUCCCAGCCUGAACUCUCGCCCCUCUCCCAUCAGUGCCACGCCACCCGCCCUGGUCCCCGAAACACGGGAAUACCGCUCUCAAUCUCCUGUCAGGAACACGGACGAGGCUCCCUGCGUCAAUGGCCGCUGGGGCACCCUGCGACCCAGAGCGCAGAGGCAAACACCUUCAGGAUCCCGGGAAGGCAGCCUCUCCCCGGCCAGAGGGGACAGUUCCCCUGUACUCAACGGUGGGAGUUUAUCACCCGGAGCCACAGCAGCCGGUGGUGCCUCCUUGGACAGCCCUGUGCAGGUUGUAUCACCCAGCACACCUUCCGCAGCUGAAGGAUACGACCUAAAAGUGGGGCUCACCCUGGCGCCACGACGGGGAUCGCUGCCAGAGCAGAAAGACCUACGUUUGGGAUCUGUCGAUCUGAGCUGGGAACAGAAACCGGCUUCCAUCAUCUGCCAGAUGGACGGUGUGGAGGGCAGGACAGUCGGCACAAGUGUGAGGAACCCCCCUGAGCAGACCAAUGGCAUCCACACACCACCCCACGUCGCCACCUCCCUCCCGGGGGCCGUCUCCCCCGGUGCGCUCCGGAGGAGCUUGGAGGCCGUCAAAGCCCUCUCUUCCAAAGGCUCCUCGGCUUCUGCGGCAUUGAGCCCUCCCCUGGCUUCUUCCCCGGGGUCCCCGGGUGCCGAAACGGGCUCGGCGGUGCGUCCGGGCUCUACCCAAGGUGACGGCCAUUCCUUACCUCCCAUUGCCCGCCGCCUGGGCCACCACCCUCCCCAAUCCCUCAACGUGGGGAAGCCUUUGUACCAGAGCAUGAACUGCAAACCCAUGCAGAUGUACGUGCUGGACAUUAAAGACACCAAGGAAAAAGGACGAGUCAAAUGGAAAGUGUUCAACAGCAGUUCCGUGGUGGGGCCGCCUGAAACCAGUUUACACACGGUGGUGCAAGGCAGAGGGGAGUUAAUCAUAUUCGGUGGCCUCAUGGACAAGAAACAAAACGUGAAAUACUAUCCCAAAACUAAUGCCUUGUACUUUGUGCGAGCAAAAAGAUAAUGCGGCCUGAGCCCUUUGCCGCCAUCACCUUCUUCCCUCCCUCCCCGCGGCUCUUCCCUCUCCUUUCCAAGCCCUUACUCUGUCACGCAGGCGUUCAAACUGUGAAUUAGGGAGCAAGAAACCAAUAAAGUCCAAGCAAAACCUC